Messenger RNA from Eublepharis macularius, 1887 nucleotides. It is a transcript of the gene LRRC43, whose product is annotated as leucine rich repeat containing 43. NCBI's taxonomy places the organism in Eukaryota, Metazoa, Chordata, Lepidosauria, Squamata, Eublepharidae. The record is from RefSeq and is a predicted model, not a curated record. The coding region runs from base 1 to 1887 and encodes 628 amino acids. The transcript is spliced from 12 exons. Gene Ontology annotation, molecular function: protein binding.
AUGGGCGGCCUCAGCGCCUCGGACGCCUUCUGGGCGCACCUGCGCACGCUGUGCCUGGACGAGUUUCCCUGCGGGGCGGGCAGCUGGAAUAAGUCCCGUUUCCCGCAACAGAAAGCCAAACCCCGCUGCCGUUCUGGGCUGCAACGGGCAAGCGCAGUGCUUCAUGAGGAGCUCAUCCCUCCCACGGAAGAAACCGCAGAGACGCUGACCGAGUUUUUGAAGAGCCUGCGCUCGCCCUGGGCGCUGCCUCCUGACUGCAGCCCUGAGGACCAGCAGCUCAGGGAGCUGGCUGUGCAGGACCCGCAGGUCAUCCAAGACAGCUUCAUCUUCUCCUACUUCAAAUCGCUCCGGAUCGUGAAUAAAGGCGUGACUGAAAUUGAUGCCGAUUUAUUAAGAUUUCCCAACCUAGAAGAGCUCAUUCUCAGUGCCAAUCAUAUCUGCAAAAUCAACUCCGCCAACCUCCCUCCAACGCUGAAAGUGUUGGAACUUUGUGGCAAUGAGGUGGACAGCUUGAAGGACCUGUGUGCUUCCCCCCCUCCAGAGCUCCAGCAUUUGGGCCUUGGUCAUAACUGCCAUCUGGGCUCAUCCCAGGAAGACUUCCUCACAGAUGCCUUCUGGCCAAACCUCGUCUCCCUUGACUUGAGUUAUAACAAUUUUACCGACUUACUCUGCCUCCUCUCCAAACUCUGGACACUGAAGAAGCUUCGCGUCCUCGUACUGCAGGGCAACCCUCUCGCUCUGAUGCCCGGCUACCGCGGCUUUACCCUAGACAGCCUGCCAAAACUCUGUGCCCUGGAUGACGGCAACAUCACCCCCGAUGAAAGGCAUUGGUUCUUGGGCCUCUCUGGCAAUCCAGAGCUGCUGCAGCAGGAAGUUGAAAUGGUUGUCACAGUGGGCAAGAUCCAAGGGGUCCCCAAUCCCGUGAUCUCCGAGGAACUGGAAAGUAGCCUCGAAUCUUCUGUAGUCACCUACAACUACUAUGUGACGUAUGAGUUUGCCAAAGGGGAAGAAAUUGAUGAUGGGGACAACACCAAGAUCCCGGUGUCCCAGAAUCCAACCUCAACUACGCUGAAUGCCCAAAUCCCGCCAGCAGGCCCAGAUGAAGCAGGAAGCAAUGAGGUCGCGCCUCUGGGUGUACCAGAUAAGCUGGAGUUGCCUUCUGAAACGGCAAAUGUUCACUCCACUCUUCGGAAGCCCUGGGCUGAGACCAUUGAGUGUGAAUACAGAAAGGAACACAUCACCAAAGACCUCGUUGCUUUGAAGAGCUAUCUUCUUGCUGGAACUACUGUGGCAAUUGUGGAAGAAAAGAUUGUCUCAUGGCCUGUCAUUGUUUCGCCGGUUGAAACUCCCAGCAAGAAAGGAAAGGGGAAAGUGGAGAAAGGGAAACCAGAAAAGGGGGGAAAGGACAAAGGGAAAGAGGAGAAGGGCAAAGGGGAGAAAGGGAAGCCAAAAGAUGGCGGAAAGGGUAGCGGCAAGAAGAAAAAGAAAUCACCCUCUCCAGAGCUACGAAGUGACCCCCCUAUCCUGAAAAUCCUGGGCUCCGGCCAUGUGAACCUUGAAAGCCUGCUAGCAGGAGAGUCACUGGUGGCAACCGUGUGCGACUUUGGCGUUCUGAUCACAGAGCUGAGACCGCAACUCUCAGCCGUGAAAGAGAAGGAUGGUAAAAAGGGCAAAAAUAAAGAUAAAAAAAACAAAUCUGGACCCGAGAGUGCAGCGACACAGAAAACCACCCCACCUGCCAAAGGUAAUGGAAGAAAACAGGACUCUCCUAGAAUGACGGAGGUUCAAAUAACCCAGCCAGUGCCUCUAACGGUAGAAUUCCAAAUUCAGCACCUUAAGUGGAAGUCGGCAUCAGAAAUCUUAAUAAAACCCAAAGUAUCUACAUAG